CACUACAUAAAACCCACAAAAACAAAUCAAAAGCCAGAAAAAAAAAAAAAGAAUUACUCAUUUCUGUGCAUUUUAAGCAUACACAACUAAUUACAUCCAUAUUUCUUUCCAGUAGAGAAGGAGAUCCAUCGCUGCAAGAAAUGGGUGAAGAGAAGAAAGAAGAAGUGAAAGCAGAAGAGAAAAAAGAAGAAGAAGCUUCAGAAAUUGUGCUCAAAGUUGAUAUGCAUUGUGAAGCUUGUGCUAGAAAAGUUGCGAGAGCUUUAAAAGGAUUUGAAGGAGUAGAGGAUGUGAGCACAGAUAGCAAAGGCAGUAAGGUGGUGGUGAAAGGGAAAACAGCAGACCCGCAAAAAGUAUGCGACAGACUCCAAAAGAAAAGUGGAAAAAAAGUUGAAUUAAUUUCACCUUUGCCUAAACCGCCGCAAGAAAACAAAGAAGAGGAUAAAAAAGAAGAACCAAAAGAGGAGAAAAAGGAUGAGCCUCCUGCUGUUGUAACCGUUGUAUUGAACGUUAGAAUGCACUGUGAAGCAUGUGCUCAAGUUCUACAAAAGCGAAUUCGGAAGAUUCAAGGUGUUGAAUCAGUGGAGACAGACUUAGGGAAUAGUCAGAUAAUAGUAAAAGGCGUGGUCGAUCCGGCGAAGCUUGUGGCUGAUGUAUACAAGAAGACCAAAAAACAAGCAUCAAUAAUAGUAAAAGACGAGGAAACUAAGAAAGACGAAGAGAAAAAAGAGGCGGAAAAGAAACCCGACGACGAAGGAGAAAAGAAAGAAGAAGAUGAUAAGAAAAUUAAUGAUAUGAUGAUCAAAAAAAGUGAAAUUUGGCCAUCUAAAGUUUACUUGGAGUAUGCUUAUGCACCUCAAAUGUUCAGCGAUGAGAACCCUAAUGCUUGCUUUGUUAUGUGACUCAUUAAAAUUGUUGUAUGAACCUCUCUAGCUUGUAGCUAAGCUACCCAUGCAAUUUUCUAUAUAUGUAACUUAUGAUGAAUAUAUGCUAAUAAGAUAUUCGCAUAA
Molecule: messenger RNA, 1007 nt
Organism: Mercurialis annua (annual mercury)
Lineage: Eukaryota; Viridiplantae; Streptophyta; Magnoliopsida; Malpighiales; Euphorbiaceae
Product: heavy metal-associated isoprenylated plant protein 7-like
Exons: 5
Coding region: 141-899 (252 amino acids)
Molecular function (GO): metal ion binding
Source: RefSeq, a predicted model, not a curated record